AUGAGUGGAGGAAGGGUUUCGAAGACAUUAGAUGCAAAUAAAGGGAAGAUUGGAGGCUGGGUUGCAAAGAAGUUAAGAUUAAAUAAAAUAGGGCUCAUAAAUAAAGCAUCCAAUUUGGUUGCGACUGAGUCGGAAAAUGCUUUAGGAAAGGACGAUGAGUUUUCAAAACACGCAAAAGACUUUAAUGACCAGAUGAAAGGUGAAACAAUGCAUUUAAAUAGAGUCGAUGGAACUCUUCCUCCACCAGCAGUUCUUCCGUAUGGUCCCUAUGGAAUGUAUGGAAACCCUUACGAAAGACCAUUUGACCCAUUGACUGGUGGAA
This is a messenger RNA of Trichomonas vaginalis G3, 322 nucleotides long. RefSeq names its product protein of unknown function, DUF4107 family. The record is from RefSeq and is a predicted model, not a curated record. The transcript has a single exon. The annotation marks the transcript as partial. Lineage: Eukaryota; Parabasalia; Trichomonadida; Trichomonadidae.